Messenger RNA from Knipowitschia caucasica, 3954 nucleotides. NCBI's taxonomy places the organism in Eukaryota, Metazoa, Chordata, Actinopteri, Gobiiformes, Gobiidae. The record is from the annotation of a GenBank genome assembly.
AUGCGCCGGCUCGUCCAAUCUCAUAAAUCACUCGUGAUGUCUCGCGCAGUCUCCCUCAUCUACAUCCUAGAAUCCUCCAGGAUGAGCUCCUUCUCGGCUCCAUCUCUAGGCCUCUUCGUCCACUAUCCUCAUCCUCACUGGUCUCUCUCCCUCACUCAUUCCACGCUCAAGAUUCGCCACGAUUCUCCAUUCUCUCGCUUCCACAAGUCUCGUCUGAUCUCCCCUCUGGUCUCUCGCGACUCUUUGCUCUUCUCUCUCUCGUCUGCUCGCCCGAUCGUCCUCUUCUCUCCGCCUCAUCCGUCUCCUCUCUCUCUCUGUCCUCACUCACGACCUCUCUCCGUCUCUCACUCCACUCGUCCCUCUCCUCAGUGGUCUCAUCUUCCUCGCUCGUCCUCUCUCCUCUCCCUCCUUCUCUCUCCCCCCACCUCAUCCCUCACCUUCUCUGCUCAUGGUCUUCUCUCUCUCUCUGGUCUCUGGGCUCGCUCCCCCAGCUCUCAUACCUAUCCCCAUACUCUGUCUCGUCUCGUCUACGGUCUCAUUCUCUCCUUCACUCUUCAUCUCGUCUUCCCGCUGUCCCGUCUCAUCCUCUCUCAGUUCUUCAUUCCUCUCAUCUCCACGUCUCCCCUCACCUUCUCGCCCUCUCAUUCUGUGAUCCUCUCCACCUCUCUCUCUCUCUCCCUCUCGGCAACUCCCCUUCGCCUCCCUUCCUCUCUUCACCUUUCAAUCCUCCACUCCUUUCUCCACCCCCUCCUCUACCUCUUUCUCCCUCUCCUCCCCUCCAUCUCCUCCAUCUCAGUGCUCCUGUCUCCCUCCCGUCUCACCUCCAGCUUCGGCCCCCAGCCGCCUCCUCUCACUCGGCUCCCUUCCUUCUCUCUAGCUUGUCAACCGCCUCGAGUCGCGUGCUCUCCCCACUCCCUGUCUCUCUCAAUCCGGUUCUCUUCUCUCAUUCAUCUGUCCUUCACUCUGAUACUCUCAAGUGGCCUCCCUCCGUCUGCCGCUCGCUCUUCCUCCACUCUCAUUCCCCCGCUCGAUGUCGAUCGGAUCCCCUCGUCCCUCGCUCCUCUCGUGGGGGAUCGAUCCUCUUACUCAGUCCACCAUCUGGGUCACAGCUCCAGUCUCUUCUAUCUCACUCAUUCGCUCUACAUCCAUCCAUCUGGUCUCGACCCCCAUUCCCCUGAUCUUCCCGGCCGACCCCGCUCCUUCCCCCUCUCUACUCUUCAGGUCUCCCUACAUCUCAAGCCUCUUCUUCGGGUCCUCCUCUUCCUCAACCAUCUCUCCCAUCCCUCUCGCGUUCCGAUCAUCCUCUUGGUGAUUCUCAGAAUUCCCCGCACACGUCAUUCUCCUCAGCAUCCUUCCUCGCCUCCACCUUCUCUCUAUCUUUCUACUUCACUCUCUCCUCUGGUUCUCCUCUUCCAGAGCGACCUCUCCCUGCUCAAGACCAGUCAUCUUAGGUCUCCGUCAUUCUUUUUCUUACUUCAUCGAUCACCCUCUCCAUCUCUCAGCAUCUCCCGCUCUCGUCCUUCCCUCUGGUACCCUCCUGCCUCUUCCUCUUCAACUCUUAUAUCGCCAGCCUCUCUCUCUCCUUCCUCUCUCUCGUCCUUCCCCAGCUCUCCGUUGGGUCUUCGUCUCUCUCUGGUCUCUUCUUCCCCUCAAUCUCUGCUCUCCCUUUCUCUAGGCUCCUUCUCCCCACAUCAUCCUCUCAUCACAAAUCUCUCUGUUCUCCUCUCCCUCCUCCUUCGCUCUUCCCUCUCCCUCCUCCCCUGGCCCCUUCUCAUCCAUUGGUCUCUUCUCUUCUCCUCUCUCCCUCAUCCUCCUUCUCUCUUCUAUCGAGUCUCUGUCUCCACAGACUCAACCACUCAUCUCCUUCCCUCCUACUCCCUACCUCUCUUCCUCUCCUCGCGCUACCAUUCCUUCAUCCCUCGGGGGGAAGGGGGGGGGGGGGGGGGGGGGAAAAAGCUCCAUCCGCGUUCAACCAUCCUGUCUCCGCUCUCCUUCUCUUCCCCCUACCUCCACUCUUCUCCCUCGUAUCUCUCUUCCUCAUCCCUCUCUCUGCCCUCGUCUCCUUCCUCCUCCUCCUCUCUCAUCUCAGUUCUCUUCCUCAACAUCUCCUCUUUCCUCUCCUCCUCUCCUCUCCCCCCACUCCUUAAUCUCGAUCAUUCUCUCCUCUCGUCCUCUCCUCCUCUCUCACCGGUCUCCCGCUCCUCUCAUUCCUCCUUCUCCUCGAUCUCUCUCCUCAAACUCCUCUCGUUCUCUCCCAUCGUCGUCCACUCUUUCCUUCCUCCCGCUCUCCGUCUGCUCGGGCGUCCUCCACAGUUCUCGUCCCGACAGCUCUCCCUCAGGCUCACUCCUGGUCUCCCGCUGGUCGCUCCUCCUGGUAAUCCUGGUCUCUUCCCUCGUCCGACUCAUAUCGUCUCCCCUCUCCGACUCUGGUACGCGCGCUCCAUCCGCUUCUCUCUAUCUCACACCCUCCCUGUUCGACCCCCCCACCUCGCUACAUCUUUCGCUCUCUGGUCUCCCUCCUCCCAAUCUCGUCUUCACUCUCUGGCCUCCUCCUUCAGGUCUCUUCUCUCCGCCUCCCCUCUACCUCCUCCCUCCUCCUCCGUCACAGCCUCUCCUACUCUCCCUUCCAUCUCUGUCCGCUCUCCCUCCACGUCUACUCGUGUACUCACUCUCUGUGUACCCCACUCCUUCCUCAUCCAAACAUUCGUCUGUCUAUCUACUGCGCUCCCCGCUACCUCCCCCCUCCUCCAACCUCGCCCUCUCAAUCACCUCCUCGCUUCAUCCAUCUCCCUGACUCCACCUCAUGCUCAUUUCAUCACCCCUGUCUCUCAGAAUCUCGUGGCUCCACCAUCUCCAUCUCGAAUCCUCCCUACUCCAAUACUCACCAAUCCUCUCUCUCCUACUCGUUCUGCACGACCUCUCUCUAUCCCGCCGUCUCCCCACUGUCCCGCUCGCUGCCAAUACGCGCGCUCGAGACCUUGCUCUCUCCUCUCCCUCCCACCCAUCUCAGCUCUUCUCGGCUCUCCCUCUACUCUUCACUCUACCCUCAUCCAAGUAUCCCAUCCCUCCUCGUGGUCCUCUCCUCUGGUCUCUACUCCUCAAUCGCCCUUCAACCCUUCUCCUUCCGACCUCUCCACCUUUCUCUCGGUCACUCCUCUUCUCGUCUUCAUCCGUACCUUCUCAUCUCCUUGCCAUUCUCUCUGGUCUCAUCGUCUCUCUUCCUCCUCUCUCUCACUCCUCUGGUCCUCUAUCACCUCCUCAUCUCUGGCUGAUCCUCGUCUCCCCCGUAACUCGGUCUUCCACAUACUCUCCUCCGUCUGUUCCCCCUCUACUCCCUCGCUCUCCGUCCCACGAUCACUGGUCGUCUCACCACCCGUUUCAACGGUUCUCCCCCUUCUCUCUCUCACACAGGUCCAUUCUCCUUACCCUCUCUCUGGGGUCUCGGACUCUUCUCUCAUUCCCUCUUCACUCCUCACCUCCCUCAAUCCUCCUAGUCCCUCCGAUUUCUCCUAUUGCCGGGAGGACUCUCAGACUAGUCUCGUCUCCGUUCAAAGUUCAACACUCGGGGUCCUCCAGGCUGUGUCCUCUCCUCCCAUCCUCUCCGUCGACCGACUCUUCGUCCAUGUCAUUCUCCUUCCUCAGUCUCGCGAGCAGAUUUCUCGUCGCAUCUCUCUCUCUUCUCACGUCCGUCCCCGACCUCGUCUCUUCUUCUCCCCGUCUCUGGUCACCUCGAUCUCUCCCCAACCCUCACUCCGUGCCUAUCUCGCCUACCCGCUCGUCUCUCUCCAACUACUGGUCUCCUCAUUCUCAUCACCUGGGUCUCGCCAGUCGUCUAUCUCCCCUCUAGGUCCUCUCCCGGGCCCUGCACUCUCACUCCAUCUCGUCCGUCUCCUCCGCCCUCUCACCUCCUCCCCUCUUAAGAUCCUUGCUCCUCCCGUCCGCCUCGGAUUCUAG